GGGGCUGUUCCAUGCCGGGCCGAGCUUGGGGUGUGCCCAGCUGUGCUGUGCCUUACAGAGAAGAGCAAGGAAAUUGGUGAAGGGUCAAGUCUUAUGAAGAGUGACUGAGGGAGCUGGGAGUUUUAAGCUGGAGAAAAGGCUCAGGGUGACCUUACCGCUGUCUACAACUACCUUUGAAGUGAGGCUUUAGCCAGGUGGGAAUGGGCCUCCUCUCCCAGGAAACCAGCGACAGGACGCGAGGAUAUAGCUGUGCCAAGGGAGGUUCAGACCUAAGCCAAGAUGGCCACAGUUUCCCUUGGCUUCAACAUCGACUCCCCACGCUGGGACCAGAGCACCUUUGUGGGGCGCCUGAAGCACUUCUUCAACAUCACCGACCCUCGGACAGUGCUGGUGCCGGAGGAGGAGCUGGACUGGGCCAAGGCCCUGGUGGAGGGCUGCAGGGCCGGGCUGGUGCCACCAGGAAGCAGCCAGGAGCAGCUGCUCUAUGCCAAGAAGCUGUACGACUCAGCCUUCCACCCUGACAGUGGUGAGAAGAUGAACCUCAUUGGGAGGAUGUCCUUCCAGGUGCCGGGGGGCAUGGCCAUCACUGGCUGCAUGCUCCAGUUCUAUCGGACAGUGCCUGCUGUGGUUUUCUGGCAGUGGGUGAACCAGUCAUUCAAUGCCUUUGUCAACUACACCAACCGCAACGCUGCCUCCCCCAUCUCUCUGAGACAAAUCGGGGUGGCUUAUGUCACGGCCACUGGUGCAGCCCUUGCCACUGCAGUGGGACUCAACCUCUACACCAAGCGAGCCCCCCCCUUGCUGGCCCGCUGGGUCCCCUUUGCAGCUGUGGCUGCUGCCAACUGUGUCAAUAUCCCCAUGAUGCGGCAACAGGAGAUCAUCAACGGGAUCACAGUGACAGAUGAGAACAACAACGAGCUUGGCCGCUCCAGGAGGGCAGCAGUGAAGGGCAUCUCGCAGGUUGUGCUCUCCAGGAUCACCAUGGCAGCACCCGGCAUGAUUAUUUUGCCCAUCAUCAUGGAGCGGCUGGAGAAAUUCACCUUCAUGCAGCGGAUCCGGGUUCUCCAUGGGCCUCUGCAAGUGCUGCUCUGCGGGGGCUUCCUCCUGUUCAUGGUGCCAGCAGCCUGCGCCCUCUUCCCCCAGCGAUGCUCCCUUGCACUGGCUGACCUUGAGCCAGAGCUGCGUGACAGUAUCGUGGCCAAGCACGGGGACAAAGUGCCGUAUGUCUAUUUUAACAAAGGACUGUGA
Ficedula albicollis (Collared flycatcher) is the source of this 1248-nucleotide messenger RNA. It is a transcript of the gene SFXN2, whose product is annotated as sideroflexin 2. The record is from RefSeq and is a predicted model, not a curated record. Bases 280 to 1248 code for a protein of 322 amino acids. Gene Ontology annotation, molecular function: monoatomic ion transmembrane transporter activity. Lineage: Eukaryota; Metazoa; Chordata; Aves; Passeriformes; Muscicapidae. Gene Ontology annotation, biological process: monoatomic ion transport; serine import into mitochondrion. The transcript is spliced from 12 exons. Gene Ontology annotation, cellular component: mitochondrial inner membrane.